AUGGUUUCUGAAAUUUCAUGGCAACUAUUAAAACAAGCCACUAUACUUGGUUUAGCACCAGUAUUAUGUAAUGAAGUUGAUCUACUUGAUUUAAGUAGACAAACAAACAAAAUAUCUGAUAAAAAAAUUAUUAUCAAUGUUAGUGGUGUACAUUUUGAAUUAACUGAAUCACUUGUUCAACGUUAUCCAUCAACAUUGCUUGGUUCUGUUGAACGUGAAUAUUUUUAUGAUAAUAUAAAUAAUGAGUAUUUUUUUGAUCGAGAUCCAGAAUUAUUUCGUUAUAUAUUAACAUAUUAUCAACAUGGUAAAUUACAUUUUCCAAAGAAUAUAUGUAUAUCAGCAUUUGAAAAUGAAUUAAAAUAUUUUUCUAUUUUAUCUGACAAUUUAUCAGAUUGUUGUUAUGAAAGUUUUAUUGAUCAUUCAAAAGAUAUAGAACAACGUUUAGAAGAUGAUAAAAAAACAUUUGCACAAUAUAAAUCAUUAACUGUAAAUAAUAAUGUAAAAUUUCGUGAAAAAUUAUGGACAAUGUUUGAAAAUCCUGAAGAAAAUAGUGCAGCUUAUAUGAUUUAUUAUACAACUGGAUUUUUUAUAAUUAUUUCUGUCUUAUCUAAUAUGGCAGAGACUAUACCAUACACUGAUGGUAAAUUAAAAGAUGUUUUUCCUUUACGAACCUAUGGUGAUAAAUAUGCAAAUAUAUUUUUCUGUAUAGAUACUGCUUGUGUAUUAAUAUUCACUAUUGAAUACAUUUCUCGAUUAUAUGCUUCACCAUCACGUUGUAAGUAUAUGAGAUCCGUUAUGGCUAUAAUUGAUUUAACUGCUGUUUUACCAUAUUAUAUAAGUUUAAUUGUACCAGCUGGAUUACAAUUCUCAGGAUCAUUAGUUACACUACGUGUAUUUCGAGUAUUUCGUAUAUUUAAAUUUUCACGACAUAGUCAAGGAUUACGUAUAUUAGGAUAUACAUUGAAAUCAUGCGCUGAAGAAUUAGGAUUUCUUUUGUUUAGUUUAACAUUGGUUGUGAUAAUAUUUGCUACUGUUAUAUAUUACAUUGAAAAAUUUGAUGAAAAUUCAUCAUUCUAUAGUAUCCCUGAUGCUUCAUGGUAUACUAUUGUCACUAUGACAACAUUGGGAUAUGGUGAUAUGAUACCAUCUACGGUAUUGGGUAAAAUAAUUGGCAGUAUUUGUUCUUUAUGCGGUGUAUUAGUUAUAGCUUUACCAGUACCAGUAAUUGUAUCAAAUUUCUCACGAAUCUAUCAAAGAAAACAAAGAGCAAAUAAACAAGCUAUGCGACAAUCUUUACGUGUUGCAAAUGAACUUUCAAGAACAAGUCAGCCUGUAUACAAUCAAACCAGAAUGUCAAAAGCAAAUAUUUCAACACAUAUGAGAUUAAAACCUUUAUCAUCCAAAUCAAACUAUCGAAUAUCACAUAACUUUAUAGAACAUGGAUCUACAACACAAACAACUCUGAGAGCAUUAGCCAACUGGUCUAGAAGACGAACAAGACUGAGAUCUUAA
Molecule: messenger RNA, 1512 nt
Organism: Schistosoma guineensis
Lineage: Eukaryota; Metazoa; Platyhelminthes; Trematoda; Strigeidida; Schistosomatidae
Source: the annotation of a GenBank genome assembly